This is a messenger RNA of Salvelinus namaycush (lake trout), 3399 nucleotides long. RefSeq names its product serine/threonine-protein kinase Nek5-like. Gene Ontology annotation, molecular function: protein kinase activity; ATP binding. Bases 1 to 2631 code for a protein of 876 amino acids. NCBI's taxonomy places the organism in Eukaryota, Metazoa, Chordata, Actinopteri, Salmoniformes, Salmonidae. The transcript is spliced from 20 exons. The record is from RefSeq and is a predicted model, not a curated record. Gene Ontology annotation, biological process: protein phosphorylation.
AUGAACCAGUAUGAGGUGGUCCAUCAGAUUGGAGAGGGGGCAUUUGGGAAGGCCUUCUUGGCCCUGGACAGGGACAGAGACUGGGGUGGUGAGAGCCAGUGCGUGGUCAAAGAGAUCAACCUCAGAAAGAUGUCACCUAUGGAAAAGGAAGCAUCCAAAAAGGAAGUAAUUCUGCUUGCAAAGAUGAAGCAUCCAAAUAUCGUCACCUUUUUCAAAUCAUUUCAGGAGAGCACUAAACUUUACAUAGUGAUGGAGUACUGUGAUGGAGGAGAUCUGAUGAAGAAGAUCAGUAUGCAAAGAGGGGUUAUGUUUACUGAGGAGCAGAUAGUGGAUUGGUUUGUACAGAUCUGUUUGGGACUGAAGCACAUCCAUGACAGGAAGGUUUUGCACAGAGACAUCAAAGCACAGAAUAUAUUCCUUACCAAGAAGGGGAUGAAAGCCAAGCUGGGAGACUUUGGCAUUGCAAGAAUGUUAAACAAUACCAUGGAGCUUGCCAGGACCUGUGUUGGGACGCCAUAUUACCUGUCUCCUGAGAUCUGUGACAACAGACCGUACAAUAACAAAACGGAUAUAUGGUCUCUGGGCUGUGUCCUGUAUGAGCUCUGCACCCUCAGACAUCCAUUUGAGGGCAACAGCCUGAGGCAGCUGGUAGUGAAGAUCUGUAGGGGGCGCUAUAACCCAGUCUCCACCCGCUACUCCUACGACCUGCGCCUGCUGGUCACUCAGCUGUUCAAGGUCAGCCCGCGAGACCGGCCCUCCGUCAACUCUGUCCUCAAACGGCCCUUCCUGGAGAAACACAUCAGCAAACACCUGGACCCCCAGGUCAUUGAGGAGGAAUUCAGCCACACAGUGCUGCACAGAAAGAGAGCUGCAGGCCCACUGCCUAGAGUGCGGGCCGCACCACUGCAUACUGUAUGUAUCUCCUUUUUAAUUCAUCCUCUGUUGGGUCCAGAAAUAGUCCCCAAAGCCAGAGUCUCAGAGAGGCCUCCUCCUCGGUCGAAGCCUGGGCCCUCGGUGAAGAAACCGCCCCCCAAACCAGAUUGGAAACCCCCUACCAGAGUCAUGCCACAGCACAAACCGUUUCAUCCACGAGCAGCACAGAUUAGGGUUCCAGUGGCCAGACAGUACGGUCAACAGAACCCCAGGUGGGACGGUCAGGCUGAAGUCAACCCUUACGACCACCACUAUGCCCAGCUGGACGCCAUCCAGAGGAGAUACUCUCCUCUACCUCCUCGUCCUCCUCUUCCCUCCUGUCAUCCUCCGGUGGUUCAGGAGAGACCUGUGGAGCGCUAUGAUGACAGAGAGAAUCACCCAGAACCUUAUCAAUUGGUGGCUGCUGCUCAUGAUGAAUACCGCCAGAGGAGACAGGAGGCCAACCAGUACAAGCUGAGGGCAGAGAAACAGCUGGGCCUGCGGCCCUCCACAGCAGACACUGAGCAUUACAGACAGCCUGAGCAGGACCAGGGGGCAGGGCGACCUGCACAUCCACCCACACCUCACGACAGGAGGCAGGAUGGGCAGCAGGAGUAUCUACGGAAGUUGCAGCACAUCAGACAGCAAUAUUAUAAUGAGAUGAGAGAUAUCAGAAUGAGAGCUGAUGCUGAGCCCCAGCCACAAGUGAAACCAGGCACAUACCUGGUAGAGAAGCCCAGACACAUAGAGCCACCAACACAUAGUGGAGACCAGGACAGAGACAGACCCCAACCUGACCAGGACAUUGAAGGAGCCCUGAGACAGAUCAGGCAGGAGAACAGACUGGAGAGGAGAGAGCUACAGAAGAAGCACAAAGACAAGAAAGCUAUCAUGUUUGAGAUCAAGUUAAAUGACGAAAGGAUUCAAGAGGAUGAAGACAAAGAAAAAGAGGAGAAGAGGGAUGAGGUGGACCCACUGAACCAGACCCUGAGCUUCCAGGCAGGGGAGGACCUGAGGCACAGGGAUUGGUCCGGGGCAGGAUUGGGGGCAGGGCAGGAUGAAGGCACCCCCAGGUCUGAGGUGAGGAAGGGGUGGGGCCAGGCAGCACCACAGACCCUACUGGAUGCCCUGGCUGAGAUGGACGUGUCAUCAGUGUGUACCACCAUGGCUGUGCCUGAACUGGGUGACGCUGCAGAUCUCGAGGGGAAGGCAAUAGGGGAGAGGAGACAGUGGGGAGAGGGUCCCCCCAACACCCUGCUCCAUGCUUUGGGCCAGGCUGAGCUAACCUCCACCCUGGACUCCGUAAUGCCAGAACCAUUGACUGAGAAAGACCGCGCCAAGGAGCAGGAGGAAGAGGGAGCUGAAACAAAGGAAAAAGCGGAGGAGAAUAAAGACUCAGAUGUGGAGAUGGACGAGGAGCGUCUAGAGCCCAGGUCGGAUGAUGACGACACGAACUUUGAGGAGUCUGAAGAUGAGCUGAGAGAGGAGGUGGCAGAGUCAAUGAUGAACCUUUUUAUAACAGAUGGAGUAGUGGGGGAAAUAGAGUUACAGUCAGGAAACUGUAGAUCUCCAGCAAAUACACCCUGUGAUACCUCCAUAGAGGGUAAACCCUCUCAGACUCAAGCUGCAGGGUGUGAGACUCUGGCAGAGCAACCAAGGGAUACCCAGGUUUCAGACAAGGACUGUGAGGCCAAUAAGAAGCAAUAUCCAGAAAAUUAGUUUUAUUAUUUAGAUUUAAGUGAAACGAUGACAAGGACCUUGUUAAUGGAUUCCUUUCUACAAAAAACAGCAAGUUUGAGUAAGCUGUCUUUAUAAUUUCAGCAACAUAACUUGCAUAUAUUUUUUUCUUGGCUAUAGACGUCACAGGAGGUUGGUGGCACCUUAAUUGGGGAGGAAGGCAUGGUAGUGGCUUGAGUAGAUUGUAUCAAAUACAUGGUUUUGCGCCGCUGCAGCCUUCACUGCAAACCUGUGGCAAGAAUAGGUAUCACUUGGCCCAAACUUGAACCUAGUAGACCUGUCUUACAUUUUUCUAAACUGCAGGUUAGUUUGGUGCUACCUAUUCUUGCCACAGGUUAACAGUAUAACGUAAGCAGGCAGACAAGUAUUUGGGUGUUGAAAAUGUUUCAGUAUUGUUGUUACAUGGAGCAACUUCUAAAGACUAAAUCCAAAUAAUAAAAUACAACAAGGUUGAAUUUUUUUAUUCAGACAUGAAAAAUACAUGUACUUUUCCAAAAGAAAACAUUGUUUGCACAUUAAAUCAGUAACAUUUGAGCCAUGGUCCCUUACAGAGAAGGCGGAGGAAAAAAUAAAUAAAAAAUAGCACAAUGAUAUUUGGUCAUUCUUCGCAGCUGACACCAGUACAGAAACCUCUAUUCAGGAUCAAAUGCUUUUUGAGUGUAAAUGUAUAAAUAGAAUGUCCACCACAUCACUGUAACUCUAUCAAGACAGAGCAGGUAAGAUAAGCAUUCUUAUUUAUUCAUAUUAAUA